AAUCAGGUUCAGGAAAGAGAAGAAACCACACGCACGAUACGUGGUGGCUCAAAACGUAUUGCAAAAUUGUUUUCAAAAUUGUAAACAAAUAUUUUAGAGAAAGACACACGAUCGACUCUGUCGUGAUAUAACAUCGAAACGUAAAUUCUCGGUAUAUUCUCGGUUAAAGUCGUGUUUAGUUUGAACAAUCAUGAGAACGAACGCGAACACUCGCAUCAAUGGGACAAACGUCAUCCUGGUUCCGUAUCAAGAGAAGCAUGUUACAAAAUAUCACGAGUGGAUGAGGAGUCCGACACUGCAAUAUCUGACUGGUUCUGAACCGUUGACGCUGCGGGAAGAGUUUGACAUGCAAAAACGAUGGCUCGAAGAUGAAGACAAAUGUACUUUCAUCAUCCUGGAUAAAUACAUCUUCUUGUCCACUGGAAGUGAAACAGACGCGAUGAUAGGAGACACGAACUUGUUUUUUAACGAUCCUCAAGAGCCAAAGGUCGCCGAAAUUGAGAUUAUGAUCGCCGACGAAGCCAGCAGAGGCAAAAAGAGAGGCUGGGAGUCUGUUAUUCUCAUGAUAAAUUACGGCAUUGAGACAUUGAACAUUGACAAAUUUCGAGCCAAGAUCAAAUCGGACAACGCAAUGAGCAUAAAGAUGUUCGGGAAACUUGGUUUUCAAGAGGUGGAAAGAAGCGAAGUUUUUCAAGAAAUCACUUUUGAGAAAGAAGCAUCUUCCGACUGGAUAAACUGGCUGCGUACAGAAUUGCAAUCUGUUGCAUGUAAUUCAAAUUAAACUGUCAAAUUUAUACAAGAAAAGUGAGAGUCGUUGCAAUUUAUAUAAUUGUUAAAAAUAUUUUAAAAUAAUACGGGUAUGCAAAG
This is a messenger RNA of Pseudomyrmex gracilis, 867 nucleotides long. Its product is annotated as N-acetyltransferase 9-like protein. The record is from RefSeq and is a predicted model, not a curated record. The transcript has 6 exons. Lineage: Eukaryota; Metazoa; Arthropoda; Insecta; Hymenoptera; Formicidae. Gene Ontology annotation, molecular function: N-acetyltransferase activity. Gene Ontology annotation, biological process: protein acetylation. Bases 191 to 781 code for a protein of 196 amino acids.